This is a messenger RNA of Capsella rubella, 931 nucleotides long. Its product is annotated as ethylene-responsive transcription factor ERF110. Gene Ontology annotation, biological process: regulation of DNA-templated transcription; ethylene-activated signaling pathway. Gene Ontology annotation, molecular function: DNA binding; DNA-binding transcription factor activity. NCBI's taxonomy places the organism in Eukaryota, Viridiplantae, Streptophyta, Magnoliopsida, Brassicales, Brassicaceae. The record is from RefSeq and is a predicted model, not a curated record. The transcript is spliced from 2 exons. The coding region runs from base 164 to 832 and encodes 222 amino acids.
UAGAGUAUAUUGGUGUUAUCUGUCGCUCCUCAAGGUGGCAAACCAAGGAGAACAAGAAGAGUCCAAGGCCAAUGAGCCUGAGGGAAUCAAUUUAGUGGUUGAUGACGUCUACAAUUUUGAAGACGACCCUGUGGUCGGUCGGUUCAAUAGGUUUGGCACGGAGAUGUCAGCCAUGGUCUCCGCCUUGACACAGGUUGUUUCUGGUCGCUCUCAGACUGAAACUGAAGGGGCACACUCUUCAUCCUCGUCGGCUGGACAUAGGAGAGGAUGGCUUGGAAUCGAUUCUGCUCCUAUUCUCUCAUCAUUCGCUCCACUAGAAUCUUCACUUGGUCCGAUCGAAGAACCCACAAGUAAGGCAGUACCAGAGGAAGCAAGGGAGAAAAGAAGGAGAUACAGGGGAGUAAGGCAGAGACCAUGGGGAAAAUGGGCAGCUGAGAUACGCGAUCCACAUAAAGCCGCUAGGGUGUGGCUUGGGACGUUUGAUACAGCUGAGGCCGCCGCAAGAGCCUACGACGAGGCUGCACUUAGGUUCCGUGGAAAUAAAGCAAAGCUUAAUUUCCCGGAGGAUGUAAGGCUUCUUCCUCAUCCUCCUCCUCCUCCUCCUCCUCCUCUUCUCUUCCCCGCUGACACGGUGGCGAAGAAAGCAGAAGAGGAUCUUAUAAAUUAUUGGAGUUACUCAAAGUUGUUGCAAAGUUCAGGCCAAGAGUCUUUUUUUGGGCAAGGACAAGAAGAGAGUAGCAACACAUUAGAACAUUCACCAAUGGAACAACCUCUGCGUCCUUCAAGUUCUGGUCCAAGUUCCUCUGAUUUUUCUGGACCUUCCUCUGCCUAAUACAUUUUUGUUUUUCAGUUUUAAUAAAGAUUAUCUGUAACGACGACGUAAGAAAAAACAUUUGAAUCCAUGCUAAAAGAAAAAGGAUUUUUCUUGUCU